AUGGCCAAGCAGGCCGAUCAGUUGGCCACCAUGGUGUCUAGUGAUCUGGAUCAACUACGACAAGCUCUCACCAGGUUUCUAGAAAUCUCGCCGGACUUUCGCAAAGCAUCGUUGUCAAUCGGCAUGGAGCCACAAGAGCAGUGCGUUGCGUGCAGAGCUCUACCCCGAAAGUUUGUCAGUGACGGAGCAACAGGUGCAGACGGAAGUAUUUACAAGAUCGGCGCGGACACCGUGAUGUCUGCCACCGAACAAACCCAGAAAGUAUUGGCGGACAAGCUUCGAUUCCCACUUCGCCUUUCCAGCAGUCUGUUCGUGCCUGCCGAUGAUGCGAUGCAGAGCCUUUUCGAUUCGGGAAUUUGGCGAUGCCGCUUUCACGCCCCUGCAGUCUCUCGCACCAUGCUGGGGCUGAUCGUUUUCGGGCUCGCGGUGGUCUUAGUCGACAGCAGCUCCGAGUACAUCCCGCCACAGGUUUACCGAGCUGGUGACUACAGGCACUCGUUUGAGCUCCGCUUCGACAAUUCGGUCUGGGCCCGGGGGAGAAACGAUUUCGGCCAGCUCGGCGACGGAAGCGUUGCGCACCGCGAGACGCCCGUGGAGGUGUUCAUCAAUGCGCUGCAAGCUUCCGCGGGCGAAUGGCACAGCCUAUUCCUCCGCAACGACGGCGUGGUUUUCGCCUGUGGCAGGAACGAUUUCGGACAACUCGGGGAGGGCACCAGGGUCACGAGAAGGUUUCCCAUGCUGAUCGCAAAGAACAUCAUUGCCGUCAGUGGUGGUGGCUACCACAGCCUGCUGCUGCGAAACGAUGGCGUUGCGCAGGCAAUGGGACACAACCGAUACGGGCAGCUCGGAGAUGGCUCCUAUGUUUCCAAGGUCAAGCCUGUCUCGGUCUUACCCAACGUUUCUGCGAUUGCAGCUGCCGGUCAUCACAGCGUGUUCCUGCGCACAGACGGCAGCGCGUGGACAGUAGGACGGAACCACUAUGGACAGCUUGGGGAUAGGACUACGGUCGACAAGACCACGCCGAUUCAGGUGCUUGAUGGUGUGACGAGUAUCCUUGCGAGGGAUGCCUACAGUCUGUUCCUGCUGAGCAACGGGAGCCUAGUGGCAGCGGGAGACUUUGACUCAGGACUGCCAAGAAGUCAGACCGAUUGGGACACCAUCCAAAUCUUCUCCGAGGAUGAGGUGCAAAAGAUCUCGCUGGAUGGAUGCACGGGUCCAACAGCAACAUCUGACGCAACACCGGUCUCGGCUAUACAGCCAUUGCCUCUUCUACGUCAGAUGGUGGUUGCUGAAUCUGGCUGGUUGACCGCCAAGGCAUCGGCACAAGAGCCUGAGCGAGCUUUGCAGCGCAAGCUUGUUCAAAGCCAGGAAAUGCCAGUUCAAGUGGCCACACCUCGGUCCAAGCGGCGGCCGCCAAGUGCACAGGAGGAGCUGCGUGAUCGGCCGCAAAGUGUUCGUUCGUACUUUCCCGCCGUGGAUGUACGAGGCUCUAUUCCAAGCGGCCGAAGAAGCCGCUGA
Molecule: messenger RNA, 1518 nt
Organism: Symbiodinium necroappetens
Lineage: Eukaryota; Dinophyceae; Suessiales; Symbiodiniaceae
Source: the annotation of a GenBank genome assembly